Molecule: messenger RNA, 1979 nt
Organism: Pan troglodytes (chimpanzee)
Lineage: Eukaryota; Metazoa; Chordata; Mammalia; Primates; Hominidae
Product: putative GTP-binding protein 6
Exons: 10
Coding region: 88-1638 (516 amino acids)
Cellular component (GO): cytoplasm
Molecular function (GO): GTP binding; ribosome binding
Source: RefSeq, a predicted model, not a curated record
AGCCCCGGCCGCACGCCAAUCACGAGCACGUGAUGGGGAGCGGCCUGUGGGCAGCCCCCGCCCCAACGCUCAGCCUCCAGACGCGCCAUGUGGGCUCUGCGGGCCGCCGUACGCCCGGGGCUGCGGCUCUCCCGCGUGGGCCGCGGCCGCUCGGCUCCGCGGGUAGCCGCGCCGUCCUGCCCCGCGCGCGCGCUCGCCGCUGUCGGCCGCAGGAGCCCCGGGAAUCUGGAGGGGCCGUGGGGCGGAGGGCGGGGUCUGCGGGCGGACGGCGGCCGAAGCCGCACGGGAGACGACGAGGAGGAGCCGGAAGAUGCGGACGAGAACGCCGAGGAGGAGCUGCUGCGGGGAGAGCCUCUGCUGCCGGCGGGGACCCAGCGCGUGUGUCUGGUUCACCCUGACGUCAAGUGGGGCCCGGGGAAGCCGCAGAUGACUCGAGCCGAGUGGCAGGUGGCGGAGGCCACAGCGCUGGUGCACACGCUGGACGGCUGGUCCGUGGUGCAGACAAUGGUCGUGUCCACCAAAACGCCGGACAGGAAGCUCAUCUUUGGCAAAGGGAACUUUGAGCACCUGACAGAAAAGAUCCGAGGGUCUCCAGACAUCACGUGCGUCUUCCUGAACGUGGAGAGGAUGGCUGCCCCGACCAAGAAAGAACUAGAAGCCGCCUGGGGCGUGGAGGUGUUUGACCGCUUCACGGUCGUCCUGCACAUCUUCCGCUGCAACGCCCGCACGAAGGAGGCCCGGCUUCAGGUGGCCCUGGCGGAGAUCCCGCUGCACAGGUCGAACUUGAAAAGGGACGUCGCCCACCUGUACCGAGGAGUCGGCUCGCGCUACAUCAUGGGGUCAGGAGAAUCCUUCAUGCAGCUGCAGCAGCGUCUCCUGAGAGAGAAGGAGGCCAAGAUCAGGAAGGCCCUGGACAGGCUUCGCAAGAAGAGGCACCUGCUCCGCCGGCAGCGGACGAGGCGGGAGUUCCCCAUGAUCUCCGUGGUGGGGUACACCAACUGCGGAAAGACCACGCUGAUCAAGGCGCUGACGGGCGAUGCCGCCAUCCAGCCGCGGGACCAGCUGUUUGCCACGCUGGACGUCACGGCCCACGCGGGCACGCUGCCCUCACGCAUGACCGUCCUGUACGUGGACACCAUCGGCUUCCUCUCCCAGCUGCCGCACGGCCUCAUCGAGUCCUUCUCCGCCACCCUGGAAGACGUGGCCCACUCGGAUCUCAUCCUGCACGUGAGGGACGUCAGCCACCCCGAGGCGGAGCUCCAGAAAUGCAGCGUUCUGUCCACGCUGCGUGGCCUGCAGCUGCCCGCCCCGCUCCUGGACUCCAUGGUGGAGGUUCACAACAAGGUGGACCUCGUGCCCGGGUACAGCCCCACGGAACCGAACGUCGUGCCCGUGUCUGCCCUGCGGGGCCACGGGCUCCAGGAGCUGAAAGCUGAGCUCGAUGCGGCGGUUUUGAAGGCGACGGGGAGACAGAUCCUCACUCUCCGUGUGAGGCUCGCAGGGGCGCAGCUCAGCUGGCUGUAUAAGGAGGCCACAGUUCAGGAGGUGGACGUGAUCCCUGAGGACGGGGCGGCCGACGUGAGGGUCAUCAUCAGCAACUCAGCCUACGGCAAAUUCCGGAAGCUCUUUCCAGGAUGAACAGACGCCCACAGAGGCCUGCAGAGUGGGGGCAUUGCUGCCUGGGGAGCUGAGGCGUUACCGCUGUGUUGGGGGCAGCUUGGUGUCAGGUGCAGCUUGGUGUCAGGUGCAGCAGGGUCCUCCUUGUCUGGUUCUGCACCCGUCUCGCUCCCAGCCAUUUGCUGGGAUGACCGUGCAGGCCGGUGACAUGGCCGCACCUGCCCCAAAGCGGGCCGCCCGAGCGUCCACUCCAAGCCUGAGCAUCCACACAAUUCCAGUGGGCCCUCGGUGCCUGCUGUGAACUGCUUUCCCUCGGAAUGUUUCCGUAACGGGACAUUAAACCUUUGUUUUUACCUCCGUGA